Apis laboriosa (Himalayan honeybee) is the source of this 4000-nucleotide messenger RNA. RefSeq lists its product as uncharacterized. NCBI's taxonomy places the organism in Eukaryota, Metazoa, Arthropoda, Insecta, Hymenoptera, Apidae. The record is from RefSeq and is a predicted model, not a curated record. The transcript has a single exon. The coding region runs from base 2223 to 3848 and encodes 541 amino acids.
GGCGCGUGUGUGUGCGUGUGCGCGUGCGAGUUGGAAAGACAGGCCGUGAGACUAAAGGUGCACCGAAGUUUCCGUCGUCUCUCGAAGAGGGACUCUCGGCACGUUCGUUAUACGAUCCGCGCGUAGUUGCUGGUGCGCGGCUACGGGGUCGGUGUUUCCGUGUCACGCGCACGACCCCAAAAAAGUGUGUAUGUGCGUGCGUGGCUGCGUGGUUUAACUGCCGUCCGCGUUGCAGGCUUGCUUUUAGUUCGCGCGACCACGAACGCGGAAUUUUGCCCGUGGAAUAUUUUUGAAAGGAAAGAACGAACGAAAGAAAGGAAAGAAGAAAGAAAAAACGAUAGAAGAGACGAUAGAAAGGAGACGAGGAAAAGAAAGAAAUCGAAACAUUUUCACGAAACGGAAUCAUUAUCGGUCGCGCCACCAUCGCGACCAUCGAUAAAGAUUGGUGGUCCAAAACCGCGAAAAGUGGAUUCGUCGAUCGUACCGAAACGUUCCAAACGUUGCUCCUUUUCGUUAAUUUUCACGCCAAUACACGCCAUUCCAAACUUUUCCUGACUCUCGGAACUAGAAGCAGUGCGACAGAAACAAAGAACAAGGAUAUAAGAGAGAGGGAGGGAGAGAAAAGAAGAAAAAGAAGAGAAAGAAAAAACGUUCAUGGGUCGCGCGCUGGUCCACGCAAAACUUUCUUUAGACCCGCAUGAUAGAAACUGAGCGAAAUUAAGCAAACGGAAUUGCAUGUACCUAUAUCUCGUCUGUAAUUGUAAUUGAAACAUGCUGGGUAUUAAAAGCACGCGCGUGCGAUUCUUCUUUCACGACAAUUCGACCGAGUGAGUCGACGCGUCACGACGCGAUUUCGAAGGUGCGCCACGGUCGAGACGAUACGGUGCCACGAGGAGGACCGACCAUCCAGCUCAUUCAAAUUUUCUCUGGGAACAACUUAUCUCUCGAAAUCCUGGCUAAAAUUCGAUACUCGUACAGUGGAUAGAUCCGUUCCGGAUAUCCGAGUGAACCGAUCGGACGCGUGAUCCGUCCGUUUUGUGCCUCGUCUAGUGUUUCGCGUAUCGAAACGGCACGAGUGGAAUCGUCGAGUUUGUAGAAAAAAAAAAAAAAAAAAAAAAAAAAAAAAAAAAAAAAAAAAAAAAGGUGAGCAGUUUAACCACGCAUAUAUAGCGAAAAUCAAACGCGAAAAGCGAUCAAACGGAAGAAAUUUUUUCGUAUCGAGAAAGCGGAAGAAUAAGAAGAACGGAGGGGAGAGGAAUAAAGAAAUUGGCGAAUAUCCCGUAGAAGAAGGAAAUAUUCGACGGUCUUAUCAUCGUCUAUCGUUCGGAAUUUUCAUCGUCACGGUGUAGAGGGCCGUGCGCGCGCUCCCCCGCGCGCGCGCGCGCGAGCUCUCACGCGCGGAUCCUGGUGCGCGCUACCAUUUGUCGAGGAUAGCCCCAUAACCUCACUUUGCUUCAUAGAAACGAAUUUUUGUAUGCUGUGUACGAAAAAGAAGCGAGAAGAAGAAGAAGAGGAAGAGGAGGAGGCGGAGGAAGAGGAGGAAGAGGAGGAGGAGGAGGAGGAGGAGGAGGAGGAGGAAAAAGAAGAAAAAGAAAAAGAAGAAGAGGAAGAAGAACACGUUGGAUAUAUCGAGAGACAAUAACAAAGGAUAAAGAAAAGAAUAAGAAUUCAUUUUGGAGUUAUUGUCGGGUAAGAAGUGAGGCAAAUCUUGGCUGUGACUUGUGGGGAACGAGUGAAAGAGACAGACGGACAGAUAGAUAGAUAGAUAGAUAGAUACAUAGAUAGAUAGAUAGAUAGAUAGGUAGAUACAUAGAUAGAUAGAUAGAUAGAUGGACAGAUAAAGAGAGAAAGAGAAGGGGAGAGAGAGAGAGCGAGAGAGGGAGCGAGAGAGAGAGAGAGAGAGUGAGAGAAAGAGAGAAGGAGAGAAAAGCGCAACGGGGUCAAGGAGGAAAGGUUAGGUAAGAGUACUCGCGGAAGGUGGGUACUCGGGCAGGCUGGUGGCGAACCUGGUUGGGGUGUGUCCCCAAUGAAGUCGACGCAAUGGCAACGAGCAAACGAAGCGACGUCGGUACCGCGUAGGCUGUCAACGUGGUGGCUGUUCAAAUAGUCAUUAGCGCGGUGGGACGCGUUGCCGUGUAAUCGGCAAGCGUGAUCAUCCGCGCGAGAAGCGGAGCGGGGGGGUAAGAGGAAAAGGGAGAAUAGCCGGGUGUUUAGGAUGCAGCAUGAACCUCGGUGCCCCGUAUCGGGAGCUGGUGAGCCUCGGAAGGGGGACUACGACGGUGUCGAGGUGGUUUCGCCGGUCGAGAGAUCGCAGCUCUCCGUCGUCCUCGAAACGGGCAGUAUCGCCGGCGUCGUCGUCGCCACUGCCGUCGCCACUGCCGUCGCUACUGCCGUGGUCGUCGCCGUCGCCGUGGUCGUCGCCGGGGCAACAACAACCACAACCGCAACUUCGGUCACGACGACAACAACGACAACAACAACAACCGUUGUCGUCGUGUUUACGAUCAUCACCGUCUCACUGGUCAAUCUGGUCGAGAGCUGCUGUUACCGGCGUGGUUGCAGUGCCGCAACGGCAUCGGGACCGGUGGUUGCCAUCUGGCAGAGGAAGCGGGUCGCGAUCAGGAACGGGGAAAGCGAGCGGGAACGGGAUCGAAAUCGGGAACGGGGCAAGUUGUCGAGGGGGAGAAGCGAGAUCGAGGCAGAGAGCGAGAGGGAGAGGGAGAGGGAGAGGGAGAGGGAGAGCGAGGCCGAGGCCGAGGAGAGGAGCGAGAUCGCGCGACACGAGGAGUUGGUGGUGGUGCAGGUGGCGCGGCAGAAAGAAGAGGCGAAAGCGGUGGAUCAUCGGGUGCAGCGGCGGCGGCGGCGGCGGCGGCGGAGGCGGCGGUGGCACGAGAAUCCCGAGUGCGUGGAACGCGUGGUCACGCCAUUGUUAUUGCCGCUACUCUCGUUGCCGCGCGAGUCCUCGUUCAGUGUUUCUACCAUACCGUUGGCGCGGUUCGAGUUGGCCGUUUGGUUCGCGGAUCACCGUCGAGAUCAUCGAGAUCCCCGGGAUCGUGGAGAAGGCCGCCUCCUCCAGGGGGACUUCUAAGGGCCCCGCCGACCCGGGCCGCUCGGACAGCUGUCAUCUGGCUAUCGGCUCCGGGAUAUCUACGUGCGGGGCUGACACCAACCACGAGUCGUCUCGAAAACAACAUUGUCUCGAUAAUCCGCGAGAGUACCUACAACUCGCCGAACCUAUCCUUCUUUCCAGCCAAGUUCGAUCGUACGUGUAUCGGUUGCACGAUAAACACCGGGACUACGACAGAGGACUCGCAUCGCUUCGAUCGCGAAUUUUCGAACCAACGACAACAAGGCCCGAAUCGCCAACGUAUCGUGGUAAUCGUACCGAGAGAGGCAUCCUGUUUCGCAUUUUCGAUAUUCACCACCACCUUACCACGGAGAGGAAAGAGAGCGAAGGAGUCAUCGGUGUCACCUGUGGUGACCCGUUCAACGUCGCGGGAACGGAAGAAACGUGGACGAGGACGUGGAGAGGAAAGGAUAACAGAGUGGUGGGGCGUACGCGCGAAGCUAAGAAAAGCCUCGAUCCUUGGUUGCAGCGAUGCGGGGCCUUUUGCAGCGCAGAGACGAGGACGGAUACGCGCGCGAUCGCAACAGGGAUCAUCCGGACGACAAAUUCGAUAUCACGAGUUUGGAUCAUCGGCGUCGUUGUCAACAGCGGAAAGGCAACAAAGGUGGGGGAAAGACGACGGGGAAAGGGAUCGGUUCGCGUGGCGACUUUGCGGCGUGGACCGUCGACGGGGACGAUCGACGCCGUCGUCGUCGUCGUCGGGGCAAACCGGGGACGCUAGCGUUCCCGAGGCUGCGUCCAUGCGGCUCGAUCCGGCCCAAUUCACGGGACCAUCUACGUCGUACCAUUGGAACAACGCUGCUAUCCACCGUUCGUCCCCGAGAUUGUUGCCUUUCCAUCGUCUCCUACGCCAGGACUAUACCACACCGGGAA